This is a messenger RNA of Cataglyphis hispanica, 3774 nucleotides long. Its product is annotated as WD repeat, SAM and U-box domain-containing protein 1-like. The transcript is spliced from 18 exons. Bases 571 to 3297 code for a protein of 908 amino acids. Gene Ontology annotation, biological process: protein ubiquitination. Lineage: Eukaryota; Metazoa; Arthropoda; Insecta; Hymenoptera; Formicidae. Gene Ontology annotation, molecular function: protein binding; ubiquitin-protein transferase activity. The record is from RefSeq and is a predicted model, not a curated record.
UGAAAUUAAUAUACAUACUUUGCAGAUCAAUAGCGAUAGAAUGUCUUUUAACGACCCGCGAUAUGGUCAAUGCCAAGGCUAUCUGUGACUUUCAGAAACUUCAGAUCUGGUGUCUUACAUAUACCCACCUGUAGAAUAGUUAGUCGAUUCAGAAUAUAUAUUAUUGAGAAAUGCAUAAGCACACGUUUGCAAGCAUUUGAAAAGCAAAGGUUAAAGGUGUUUCUCUCUUCUCUGUCUUGUUACUCUUUCGACAUUGUAUAGACAGAAAAACAAGAAUGUAUAUAUAUAAUGCGAGAGAAUAUAUUAACUUUAAAAAAAUACCUACAACGCGCAAUCAGAAUAAUUUGAUCUCGUCGAAUUGUGACAACAUAACAACGAUCUUAUUUUUUUAAUCAAUAAACUAUUCCAAUAUGAAUUUAACAUUUAUAAUUAUUUAAAUGUACUCUUAAUAUGUAGAUAGAAAGACAAAAUGUAAUGCGAACUACAUGCAAUAUACGUAGAUAUACACUCCCGUUAAAAGAUUGACAAUCAUCAUUCAUGUACUAAGUAACCCGUUAAUCUGAAAAAAACAUGACUGCUAUAGGCAACGUGCAAGCCUUGCAGACUCUCACAGUUUACACUAGCGAUGUAAAUAGCGUCGAUUUCGCUGGUGAUUGCGUGCUGAUAACGGGAUCCGGGGACAAACGCGUUCGAGUUUGGGAAUGGCAGCCCGGCACUGGCUAUGUGGAAGCUUAUUUUUCACCCCUGAUGGGGCACAAGUACGGUGUGACUUCUGUCAAAGCCAGCCCCCAAUCCACUAUGUUAGCCACUUCUAGCAUAGACGGUACCACGCUGCUUUGGAACCUGCGUACGGGAGCAAAGAUAUACACCAUGGUGCAAAUAGGCGGCGAAGCGGUGAGAGUUUGCAGAUUUUCACCAGAUUCGACGUUACUUGCGACUGCUGGAGAUAAUGGACAAGUCUGUAUCUGGGAUCUGGUUCAUCGCAAUUUAAUCAGAUGCUUUCAAAAACAUGAGGGUGCCGUGCAAAGCGUAUCCUUCUCGCCAGAUUCCAGUUGGCUGAUUACCUCGUGUACAUUAGGUGUCCUAAAGCUGUUUUCCACUGCCGAGUUGAUUGACACUUGUACAUCUAGCAAUGAGGAUGUCGCCGAACUUGUCUCAAUUGACGAUGCUCACGACAUGGGAGUAGUUUCUUGCGACUUCUCUACUUUUCAAGAAGUCACAUGUAACGAGCCGUACACUAAGCUUUAUCAACUGGUCUCAUGCGGCAAUGAUCACGAUGUGAAAUUGUGGGAAAUCAUCGUUAGCCAGAAUAAAUGCGAGGCCCAACCUUCUACUGCCAUUAUACAGCUUUGCAGAGUGAUGGAAAAGCACAGCAGUGCCUUAACUUGCGUCCGAUUCAGCAAUAACGGAUUAUACAUUGCUAGCUGUGGCCUCGAUAAAACGGCAGUAAUUUGGGAGACAAGCACAGGAAAAGUAAUGACGAUACUCUCCGGUCAUAACAGAUACAUCGCUUGCUGCGCUUUUUCGCGCGAUGGAAGUUUAUUAGCUACAGGCUCUAAUGAUAAAUCGGUAAUCGUCUGGGACUCGACAGGGAAUUUAACUAUUGAUUCGGAACUUUCAAGAAACGUUGGAACGAAGUGGUUCAUGAAUGAUCCUGAAAAAAAUACUCUGCAUGAACAGGAUGUGAUGAAAAAUGCCGAAACGUAUGCUAAUGAACUGCGAUUGAUUCAAAGACUGGAGGAGCAUAAUGGAGCGGUGAACAGCGUUGCCUUUUAUGGAAAUAAUCUUUUAGCCUCAGCAUCUAGCGACAAAUUGGUGCGUAUGUGGAGUGUGGAAACUGUUGAGGAAGAUGGAGAAGAAGUAAUUAAAAUACAAGAGAAGCCUUUUAGUCCACUCGAUGGUCAUACUUAUAGCGUCAAUUACGUGGAAUUUAGUCCAUGUGGUUCCAUGCUUGCCUCUUGUUCUCUAGAUGGGACGACUGUAAUUUGGAAUACAGAAAAUGGAAGCCAAGCAAGAUCCUCGUUUGUCAAUUCCGGGACAGGUAUCCGUGUAUGCCGAUGGUCACCUGAUGGUACAAAAAUUGCCACUGCUGGUGAUGACGAGAAAACAACAUUAUGGGACGUGGAGACUAUGGAUCAGUUACAAGAAUAUUAUAGUGUUUUCGAGGGUCACGCCGACGCGAUAUCGGCCAUCGCAUUUACGUAUGAUUCCCGUUAUCUGGUGACCGCGUGCAACGAAGGUACUUGGCGUCUUUUCGAUACUCUGGAUGAGAAGAACGGUUCCGAAGCAUUGAUGGUUUGCGAUGCAAGUCAUGAUCUAGGUGUCCAAGAAUGCGAUUUUAGUCCCACUACUUCAGGUUCCGCCAUAUGCACAAGAGACACAGAUAUGAACCUCAAUGAGCAAAUAUAUUUACUGGCAACGUGUGGUAACGAUUCAUUGGUUAAAUUAUGGCAUAUAAUCAUAUCGAACGGGUCAUCAUCUAAUCCAGAUAGUAUUGGCUCAAGCAAUAUCGGAAUGCGUUACAAGGAAAAAAAAUCUUUAACCGGACAUGGUGGAAAUGUAAUGUGUGUCCGUUUUUCGCCUAUUCACGGAGAAGUCUUAGGUAGCGUCGCAACAGAUAGAACAUCUCGCAUAUGGAGUGUAUUUUCCGGAAGCUGUCUAUAUGUCCUGGAAGAUCAUGACAGUCUUGUCACAUCCUGCGCAUUCUCUGAGGAUACGUCAUUCUUUGCUACAGGUGCGUUGGAUAAAACUGUUUUGGUUUGGAAGAUGCCUCAACAAUUAGUGUCACAAAGUAAUUUAAUGGACAGUUUGAGGAAUAAAAAAAAGAGGGUUGCAGAUUGGAAAGUGCACGAUACUUUGAAAUGGUUAAAUGAUAUUGAAUUAUCCAGACUUUCUAAGAAAAUACUUCCUCUAGGAUUGACUGGACGACAUUUGUUGUCUAUGUCAGAGAACGAGCUCAUAUCUCGAUUGCAAAUAGAAGAUGACGAAGAGGCGGUCGAGACACUAAAAAAGCAAUUAUAUUGGCUUAAGCGUGAAGAUUGCAAUGUUAUGGAAAGUAUAGAUGAAUCUGAGAUUCCUCAUGAGUUCUUAUGUCCUAUAACGCACGAGAUAAUGAAAGAACCUGUGCAAUGUUCAGAUGGAUUUACUUAUGAGAGAGCAGCUAUAAACGAAUGGUUUCUAUGCGGAAAAUACACUAGUCCAAUGACGAACGAACCAUUGCACGACACUUCCUUUACUCCGAACUUUGCUCUCAGAAAUGCUAUAUUCACUUUACUACAUGGUGAAGGACCACAAUAAUAAUCGCACUUAUGAGAAAAAAAAAAGGAAAAUAUUACGCGUGCACAUGUCGGCAAUUUAUUAUACACGAUAAGCAAUUUUAUUCUGUGGUAAACUAUUAUUAUAGCUAUUCGGCGGUUUUAACGCAAUAACAUUCACUUUCCUUACAAGAAUCGGAAAGAAUUUGAACUUUGCAAUUGGCAUCUGCGGACCAAUUUAUAUAAAAAUAUGGAAGAUUUUGUGGUGAUUACAUAUAAUUAAAAAUUACCAUUGCAGGAUACUUAAGGAAUACAAAAAUUAUAAUCCCUGAAUUUUACCCUGAAAAUCUUGUAUUCGCGAAAUGUAAUAUUUAAUUUGAGAUGUUUUGAAAUUGUGGAAUCAUUGAAGAAAAUAUAAGAAUACAUUUUGUGCUAAUAAGUAAUGAACGUUAGUAACUUUAUCUAAAGGCAAUAUGAUAUAUAUAUAUAUAUAUAUAUAUAUAUAUAUAUAUAUAUAUAU